This is a messenger RNA of Varanus komodoensis (Komodo dragon), 1787 nucleotides long. It is a transcript of the gene TMEM145, whose product is annotated as transmembrane protein 145. The transcript has 15 exons. The record is from RefSeq and is a predicted model, not a curated record. Gene Ontology annotation, biological process: G protein-coupled receptor signaling pathway; response to pheromone. Lineage: Eukaryota; Metazoa; Chordata; Lepidosauria; Squamata; Varanidae. Bases 1 to 1689 code for a protein of 562 amino acids.
AUGGAGCCGCGCUCCCUGCCUCUGCGGCGGCUGCCCGGGGCGCUCGGGCUCCUGGCCGCCCUCCCGCCGCUGCUGCCGCUGCUGCUGCUGCUGCUGCCGCCCGCGCCCGGCUGGGGCAAGUACGUGAGAGGGAACAUCAGCACCAAGGAGGACUGGGUGUUCUUGACUAGAUUCUGCUUCCUUUCUGACUAUGGGCGUCUGGACUUCCAGUUCCGCUACCCAGAGGCCAAAUGCUGCCAGAACAUCCUCCUCUACUUUGACGAUCCUUCGCAAUGGCCCUCGGUCUACAAAAAGGGCAAUAAGGACUGCUUGAUGAAAGAGUCGGUGAUCCGCCCAGAGAAUAAUCAGGUGAUUAACCUGACAACUCAGUACGCUUGGUCCGGAUGCAAGCUGGUGACUGAGAAUUCGGUGCGGUACUUGAGCUGUGCCAGUGGCAGGAGCUUCCGCUCGGUCCGCGAGCGCUGGUGGUACGUGGCGCUCAGCAAGUGUGGGGGUGAUGGGCUGGAGCUGGAAUAUGAGAUGAUUCUGACCAAUGGCAAAUCAUUCUGGACACGUCACUUCUCGGCGGAUGAGUUUGGCAUUCUGGAGACGGACAUCACUUUCCUGCUUAUCUUCAUCCUGAUCCUCGUCAUUUCUUGCUACUUUGGCUAUCUGUUGAAGGGACGGCAACUUCUCCACACGACAUAUAAGAUGUUCAUGACAGCAGCUGGAGUUGAGGUUCUCAGUCUGAUGUUCUUCUGCAUAUAUUGGGGCCAGUAUGCAAGUGAUGGUAUUGGGAAAGGCAGUCUCAAGAUCUUGGCCAAGCUCCUCUUCUCCAUCAGCUUCCUGAUCUUCCUCUUGAUGCUCAUCCUGCUGGGAAAAGGAUUCACAGUCACAAGGGGCCGGAUCAGCCACACUGGCUCUAUCAAGCUUUCCGUGUACAUGACGCUGUACACCAUCACACACGUUGUGCUCUUCAUCUAUGAGGCCGAGUUUUUCGAUCAGGCACAGGUGCUGUACACGUACGAAUCACCAGCUGGAUACGGGCUGAUCGCCCUGCAGUUCGUGGCUUACGUCUGGUUCUGCUAUGCCAUCCUGAUCACGCUCAAACAGUUCCCAGAGAAGCAACCUUUCUACGUGCCCUUCUUUGCCGCUUACACCCUCUGGUUCUUCGCUGUCCCGGUGACUGCGCUGAUCGCGAACUUCGGCAUCCCCAAGUGGGCCCGAGAGAAAAUAGUCAAUGGCAUCCAGCUGGGCAUUCACCUUUAUGCCCAUGCAGUCUUUCUGAUUAUGACGCGGCCCUCGGCAGCCAACAAGAACUUCCCUUACCACGUGCGGACGUCACAGAUCGGGAUUGUGGAAGAGGUGGUGGCGGGGUCCAAGUUCCCCCACCACGUGUACGGCAAUGUCACUUUCAUCAGCGACUCGGUGCCGAACUUCACCGAACUCUUCUCCAUCCCGCAGAGCACAGGGAGCAGCACCAGCAACCCCCGGAAACAGCUGGAGGAAACCUCGUCUGCCGAUCGUAACCUGACCCCCAGCUGCGUGGUCACCACCUCAGAGCUGAGCGGUGCCCCUGUGCUGUUAAAACCCGCCCUGGGAAGUGAGAGCCAGCCACCGCCCUAUCAGCUCCAUGCACCCCAGCUUCACCAACACAAUGGCUACACCGAGUAUUUUAGCAUGCACACCACCGGUGCUCGGCCUGUGUAGGGUCCUCUUCACUCUCCCGGUCCUUUGUGGCUUCCCUGCCUCCUCAUUCCACAUUUUCUGGGGCGUCCUGCCUCCCAUCCCUCCCUGGUUUCUCUUCU